Molecule: messenger RNA, 769 nt
Organism: Mercurialis annua (annual mercury)
Lineage: Eukaryota; Viridiplantae; Streptophyta; Magnoliopsida; Malpighiales; Euphorbiaceae
Exons: 3
Coding region: 1-624 (207 amino acids)
Source: RefSeq, a predicted model, not a curated record
AUGUCGGAUUUGGAACGAGAUAGAAAUCGACAACCUCCGAUCACAUGGCUCCCUUUUGGCGGCGAGCCUGCUGCCACCGUAGAGCACACUGCAUAUUAUGGCUGGAUAGCGUACCGGGACAUUGUCGAGCCGUACAUGCCGUCUAGGGUGCUGCGACAGCUGGGUUAUGUGCAGACUGUACCUGUGCCAAUUUGUCGGCCAAUAGGGGCUGUUAGGUCCUGGAAGUCAAUCAAGUACUCUGUGGACAUGAGUGUGACGAUUGCGGUUGACAUGUGGAACGCUUUUCCGGUCAUGUACAAGCUGCCGUUAAUGGGAUUUGAGGAAGCCCACGUUAUUGCUGGAGGAUGCCAUCCAGCUUACCUGGACUGGUUCGAGCGCCAUUCGCACCCCCGUGUCCUUCCUGGCAGAGAUGUUCCACGACGACAUCCUCCCCGCAGCAACAACGAUUAUUGGAUGACACUGGUGACCACGAGGUACGAGCAUUUCAUCCAAAAAGUCAGCACGAUUACCGGCCAACAUAGACAGCACUGCGACUUUGACGGCAUUCCGGAGUUGGAGACUGAGUCGGAGGAGGCCAGCACGGAUUUGGAGAGAAUCAUGGCCGCUUGGCGCAUUGCUGACUGAGUGUUGUUAGUAUAUGUUGUAUGUUUAUAUUAUUAGUACUUUUUUAUGAUUAUGGACUUGUUUUCUUUAGAUGUUAGUUUCUAGAGAAUUUUUUUAUAUUAUGUACGUGUUUGUUUUUAUGCAAUUUCAUGAACAUUUUUAAAUA